GGCCGGCGCGGACUCGCAGGGCGCAGCACCCCGAAAUACUUCCCACCUGGCUGUCUCGAAGGCGGGGUCCGCACCUUUUCCUCGCCCGCGGGGCCUCAGGUUACAGUCGGCCCCGGCCUGCACGUGACCGGCGGCGGCAUGCGGCGCGCAGCGGCCGAUCACAGGGCGGGGACUGGGCCUGGCGGAAGCCCCGCCCCAUCCCGGGCCAGUUAACUGGCGGCCGCUGCGCUGCCAUCCACUUCGCUGUGCGGCAGUCUGGGUCGGCGGUGUACGCGCGGCUGCGGCCAUGGCCACGGUGCGGGAGAAGGCGGCGGCUCUCAACCUGACGGCUUUCCAGAGUCCCGCGCAGAGGCCUCCCAGGUCCCAUCCAGUAUAUUACAUUACAGUGAAUCCACAUGUCCUUCGGCUCUUCUAGAUUGAGACAAUUUCCCCUUUCGUUUUUAUACGUCUGUUAAUUGCUGGGUUUCAGUGUAGCCCAGAAGCCAUUUGGAGCCACAUACGUAUGGAGCAGCAUUAUAAACACUCUUCAAACACAAGUGGAGGUGAAAAAACGAAGGCAUCAUUUAAAAAGACACAAUGACUGUUUUGUUGGUUCGGAAGCUGUGGAUGUCAUUUUUUCUCACCUAAUUCAGAAUAAAUACUUUGGUGAUGUAGAUAUUCCUCGGGCCAAAGUGGUGAGAGUGUGUCAAGCACUUAUGGACUACAAAGUAUUUGAAGCAGUUCCGACCAAAGUCUUUGGAAAAGACAAAAAACCUACAUUUGAAGAUAGUAGUUGCAGCCUUUAUAGAUUCACAACGAUACCUAACCAAGACAGUCAAUUAGGCAAAGAGAACAAACUGUUUUCACCUUCCAGGUAUGCAGAUGCAUUAUUUAAGUCCUCUGAUAUCAAAUCUGCAAGUUUAGAGGAUCUGUGGGAAAAUCUGAGUUUAAAGCCUGCCGAAUCCCCUCACGUAAAUAUCUCUGCAAACUUGUCUCCACAAGUUGUUAAUGAAGUAUGGCAAGAAGAAACAGUUGGGCGUCUGCUACAACUUAUAGACCUUCCACUCCUUGACUCCCUCCUCAAACGGCAAGAGGUGGUACCUAAAGUUACUCAACCUAAGAGGCAGCCUGACUUGGUCAGCAACAGGAACUAUCUGGAUCGAGGGAUUCUCAAGGCUUACAGUGAAUCUCAGGAAGAUGAGUGGCUUUCUUCAGCAAUUGACUGCUUGGAAUACCUUCCAGACCAGAUGGUUGUAGACAUAAGCAGAAACUUUCCUGAGCAACCAGAUAGAACAGACUUAGUGAAAGAACUUCUGUUUGAUGCCAUUAGCAAAUAUUACAGUAGUAGGGAACCUCUGUUAAAUCACCUAUCUGAUGUUCAUAAUGGAAUUGCAGAACUCCUAGUGAAUGGGAAGACUGAAAUAGCAUUAGAAGCUACUCAGCUCUUUCUAAAGCUUUUGGAUUCCCAAAAUAGAGAAGAAUUUAGAAGACUACUGUAUUUCAUGGCUGUUGCAGCACAUCCUUCUGAAUUGAAAUUACAGAAAGAAAGUGACAACCGAAUGGUUGUGAAAAGGAUAUUCUCAAAAGCUAUUGUUGACAAUAAAAAUUUAUCCAAAGGCAAAACUGAUCUUCUGGUACUCUUUUUAAUGGAUCAUCAAAAAGAUGUUUUUAAGAUUCCUGGAACUCUACAUAAAAUUGUCAGUGUUAAGCUCAUGGACAUUCAGAAGGGGAGAGAUCCAAACAGAGACACAGGAUAUAUUUAUUGCCAGAGAAUUGAUCAAAGUGAUUAUUCUGACCAUACAAGGAAGACAACCAAGGAUGAGCUAAUGAAUUUACUAAAAAAUAUUGAUGAGGAUUCAAAACUUUCUGCCAAAGAGAAGAAAAAAUUGCUAGGUCAGUUCUAUAAGUGUCACCCAGACAUCUUUAUUGAGUAUUUUGGGGACUGAGUGUUCCAGUGUCUGUAUAUAACUUGUGUAUUUUAAGAAUAAAUUAAUGUAUCCUAAAGAUCCAAUCACAUUGUAAUAUUGGAUGUUCUUCUAGAUAUGAA
Messenger RNA from Globicephala melas (long-finned pilot whale), 2026 nucleotides. RefSeq names its product DEP domain containing 7 (gene DEPDC7). The record is from RefSeq and is a predicted model, not a curated record. Lineage: Eukaryota; Metazoa; Chordata; Mammalia; Artiodactyla; Delphinidae. Gene Ontology annotation, biological process: intracellular signal transduction.